Messenger RNA from Osmia lignaria (orchard mason bee), 2793 nucleotides. NCBI's taxonomy places the organism in Eukaryota, Metazoa, Arthropoda, Insecta, Hymenoptera, Megachilidae. The record is from RefSeq and is a predicted model, not a curated record.
AGUAGCAAUUAUAACUAAAUUAAAUUAUUAUUGAAAAUGUUAAUCAGAAAUAUAAUAUGUAAUUGUCGUUAAGUUUACUAUGAAGUACUAGACACAAUUAUUUAUACAGGGAGUCCUGCGACUCAUGGUCAACCGAUUAGGAGGUGAUUCUACAGGCAAAAAUAAGUCAAAAAAAAGAAUAAAAAUUUUUCCUCCGGGUUUCCGUUUUCGUGAAAAUCGAAGUCGAAAAUUUACUCGGUGCGUGUGCACUCGGUACAUGUCGACUUCGUGCAUCUCGCUGUACACUUUUGUUUUGGAUCUUAUUUGUAUCUAGAAACAUAGCAAUGACCUCGGUUGACAGUUUGUUUAUCUUACUGUCUUAUCAUCGGUAUGAUUAUUCAGUAUCUAACAGUUUCUCAAUAUAGCAGCUUAUUUGAGUAGUGAGUAUACGGAUAUGAUUCUCGCACUCGGAGCAUGCUAGGAUAAAUCGAAUGCCAUUUCGCGUUUGCAUCAAAUGUGCUAUCCGAAUCGUCGUCGCCACGAUAGACGACUUAUUCAAAGGGUAGAACAAUCUCUCCAUGACCGUGGCAGUUUUUCUUGCUCCAGAAUUUGGUGUCAAAUUCGGGCAAUUCAGGACUCGGUAGAAGAUGGACUCGGUGUUUUGCAAACUACAGAGCCUCUCUCAACACAUCUCUUCAACUUAGAAGCAGAAAGAUGGCGACCAUUAAGAGCGAGGCUCUCUCCCAUAUUUACAUCUGGGAAACUGAAAGAAAUGUUCUAUCUCAUAGUCGAAUGUUCGCAGCAUUUGGAAAAAUAUUUGGCUAAAGAGGUUGAAAAAGGAAAGCCUUUGGAAUGUCGAGAAUUAACAGCAAGAUUCAUGACUGACGUGAUUGGUAGUUGUGCUUUCGGAAUUGAAAUGAAUGCACUAGCAGACGAGAGAAGCGAAUUCCGUCAAAAGGGUAGAGACGUCUUCGAUGCAUCGUCUUUCGAAAACAUCUUUCGAAAUAAAAUGAAAGCAUUCUUCCCUAAGCUGUACGAUUUGCUUGGUGAUAUAAUACCCGAAAGAAGAUUCUCCUCAUUUUUCACCAAAGCUGUUACAGACACUAUAAAAUACAGGCAAGAGAAUGACAUCGUAAGACCAGAUUUCAUCAACAUGCUUAUGGAACUUAAAGCGCAUCCAGAGAAACUGAACAAUAUCGAAUUGACGGACUCUUUACUGACUGCACAAGCAUUCGUGUUCUUCCUCGCGGGUUUCGAAACCUCAUCGACGACGAUUAGCAAUGCUCUUUAUGAAUUAGCCGUAAAUCAAGAGAUACAAAAUAAACUACGAGAAGAAAUAAUGGAGUACUGCUCUAAAGACAAAGGAGAGUUGAAAUACGAGACUGUAAAAGAAAUGGAAUAUUUAGAUAAAGUAUUCAAAGAAACGUUAAGAAUGUACCCACCUGGAUCAUUACUAUUUCGAAAUGCAAUAUCAAACUACACUUUUGAUGGCACUAAGGUUUCAAUACCAAAGGGUACAACAGUCUGGAUCCCAGUGUUUUCCUUGCAACGAAAUUCUGAUAUUUAUCCAAAUCCUGAUUCUUUCGAUCCGGAAAGGUUCAAUGAAGACGCUGUUGCAGCUCGACAUCCUAUGCACUAUUUACCAUUCGGUGAUGGACCAAGAAAUUGCAUUGGUGCACGUUUCGCAAUUUAUCAAACCAAAGUUGGCCUUAUUGCAAUUCUACGGAAUUACAAAGUAGACGUUUGCGAAAAGACAAGCAUUCCUUACGAAUUUGAUCCAGCUGCGUUUUUAUUAGCACCAAAAGAAGGGAUAUACUUGAAGUUCACAAAAAUACAAAGUUAAUGUAACUUAUUUGACAUACAUUAAAUUGAAAAUAUUUUUUGUAAGUCAUUACACAUUAUGGAUGUAAAAAACAAUAUAGAAGGAAUGUAUAUUUGUUGCUCAGAUUUUUUGCGCGGGGACACGGAAGGCAAGAUGUCAACAAACAUGAAUCAAACAUAGAUACAUAUCAUAUAUACAUAUACACGUACAGCCGCUAAUGGCUGUCCAUAGCCUACAGUAUUCGAAUAUCGUAUGCCUACAGAAUGUAUAUUUGUUGCUUAAUGUUAAGAUAUCUUUUGUAUACGAGAUGGUUAAUUUAACCUAUAUGACGGAGAGGAUACUAAAUAAAUUUUUUAAAGUUUUUCCUUCAGUAUUUUUUUGUAUUAACGCGGAUGUCUUUAGUAGACAAAAAAACGGGUAAUUUGCGUAAAUCGAGAGAAGAGCGUAUAGUUUAUUUAAACAUUUUAAAUAAAAAUUAGAUUUGUUUAAAAAUGGAUUUGAAGAAUAAUUUGUUGAACAAUUUCCUUACAGUGACAUUCAAAAAUAUCAAUGUUACUCAAGCAUGACAGAAAAUAAAAUUCGAUCCUCUGAGGGAAAGAUAGGAAAUCAAAAUUUCGUAAAAUGUUGAUAUUUUGCGAUUGUUCUUUCGUUCUGCGCGAAUUCGACUGCACAAUGAGUAAUGAGGUGUAGUCUUUGGUAUCGAAGCAAUCUACUAUUACCAUCAACGUGCAUUAGACUGUUGCAGUAUGUAUUUCACAUUUUUAUACUAAAGUAGAGCAGAUGGUUUUCGUUAUCAAGGCACAAAUUUAAAACCACUUGAAAACAAAGGGAUAUCUAGUCUUGUUGGAUCUGUAAUCAAUGCACUGGUGAAACUCCGAAGUUUCGAACCGCAUAUACGGAAAGCAAACUAUCGUAUACGCUGUAAUCCAACUGUAUUCGAAGAUUUGUAUACUUAAAAUAUUUAAAAUUAAAUGGAAGAGAGUUUUAUCGAU